CAGUUCUGAUUGGAACGCCACACAGCGCGGUACAGCAAGCGCUCCACUUGCCACAAUCCAAGCGCCACAAUCUGGACAGGAUGCGUUACACAUAUUGCAUCAUCCUGCUGCUGCUCGCACUGGCGACAACGAGCGGAUCGGCGAGCGGGCAGCAGCUGGAGCGCGUCAGACGCGCCACCGUCACCCUGGACUUUGGCCUGCUGUUGCGCAAUCUGCUGCAGAAGAGCGCCGACUUGUCCAACGUCAAGGCGAACAUAACGCGCAACAUAGUUGCCGCCAAGACGACGCGCCGACCUCCGAUGCGGACAACGGCAGGCACCACAACAGCGGCGCCUCCGCCGCCACCACCGCCGCCGCCGCCGCCGCCGCCGCUGCCGCGACGCAGGCCGUUCCGUCCGCUCUAUGGACCCAGCUGGUGGCCACGCCCCUAUGACUAUUAUCCGCAUCAGCCCUUCGACUAUGACUAUGACGUUGCUCCGCCGCCAGCUGCCGCACCGACAACAGCAGCGCCGCCGCCACAAACAACUCCUCCUCCUCCUCCUUCUCCUUCCCCGCCGCCAACAGCGCCAGCGCCAGCUGCAGCUGUGCCGAGACGUCUGCGUCCAUCGCUGCAUCCUUUGGGCCAUUUUUACUCUGACUACGACUAUGAUUAUAAUGGACCAGUCUAUGUACGUCCCAAUCCGCGACCACGCCCACAGCCGCAGCCCGCACCGCCACCGCCGCCGCCGCCGCCACCGCAGCCAGCACCAACAGCGCCGCCGCCGCCAGCACCGCGUCGUCCACGUCCGCUUCCACAGCUGGCCGAUCAGCUGAUCUAUCAGUACGCACAACCUGCCGAUAUCUACUCUAAGCCCCGAUCCUUCAAAGACGCCGUCGCUGCGGCUGAGGCUGCGGCUGGGGCUGGCGAUGGCAACGCCGAGAGGGCAACAAUUGAUGAUAACAACAGUUCCGUAAACAACGAUGACAACGAUGCAAGUGAUGAGGCACAACCUGGCGACAGUUUGCCGCCAACCAAUCCAGAUCCAAUACCAAACCCAAGCCCCAAUCCAGAUCCGAAUCCGAAUCCGAAUCCCAGCCAAUUUCUGGUCAACUAUCCGGACGAAACGCUGACCCCUGAACUGACGCAUGUUACCCGGCAGCCCGCCAAAUUCAAUCCGUACGAUCUGUCCAACAGUCUGGGCUUCAAUCAUUUCAACAGCUUCAGCAGCUAUCCAACCACCUCCUCCUCCAGCUCGCCAGGGUUGCCACAGCCGAGUUACUAUUUGCAGUAAGAUUUUUAAUGUGUAGUUCUCUUUUUCCCCCCAUCAUUUGUUUUGUUUUUUUUUUUUUGUUUUUUUUUUCCCUCUCAUUCAUUCACAAUUUGCUACUUUUGUAUAUACAAUUAGCAUUAUAAAUAUAUAUGUAUAUAUAUAUAUAUAUUUACAAUAAAUGUGUCGUAGUUUCUAAG
Molecule: messenger RNA, 1447 nt
Organism: Drosophila virilis
Lineage: Eukaryota; Metazoa; Arthropoda; Insecta; Diptera; Drosophilidae
Source: RefSeq, a predicted model, not a curated record